This is a messenger RNA of Engraulis encrasicolus (European anchovy), 2476 nucleotides long. RefSeq lists its product as uncharacterized. Gene Ontology annotation, cellular component: cell surface; neuronal cell body; axon. Gene Ontology annotation, molecular function: cell-cell adhesion mediator activity. Gene Ontology annotation, biological process: heterotypic cell-cell adhesion; negative regulation of neuroinflammatory response. Lineage: Eukaryota; Metazoa; Chordata; Actinopteri; Clupeiformes; Engraulidae. The coding region runs from base 178 to 1296 and encodes 372 amino acids. The record is from RefSeq and is a predicted model, not a curated record. The transcript is spliced from 8 exons.
AAUCAGCUCGGUUCGGUUCUCCGCCCUGCGCCCUGAGCCUUCAUUUGCUGUCUACCCGUUGGAGAGAGUGGGUGCGCAAGCGGAAGGGAAGAGGGGCGCCAUGAGAUGAGACUGGAGCGAUAUUGAUGACGCUGGGGAGCUGCCUUUGCUACAGGAGAGUCAUACAGGGUUGGGAAGAUGCUGAAGGUGGGCUUGGUGAGAUGUUUGCAGCUGUGUGUCUCUGUGGCACUGGUGUCCAGGCUUGAAGGUAGGGUGUCGGCCCCGGCGAAGGUGGAGGCGGUGGUGGGCAAGACCUUCACCCUGACCUGCACGCUGGUGAAGAAGGGCUCGGGGGACUCCAUCUCACAGAUCCGCUGGAUCGACCCGCAGAACCAGACGCUGAUCGCCUACCAGCCGGGCCAGCCGGACAGCGUCAGCGGCCAGCAGCACGUGGAGCUGGUCCCGUCGCCCGGCGACACCAGCCACAUCGGCAUCAAGCGCGUUAGCUACCGUGACGAGGGAUGCUUCACGUGCAUCUUUGACGUUUACCCGUCGGGUUCGAGGGAGGGUACCACCUGUCUGACGGUCACAGGCGUGGUGACGCACGGUGGCAACAAGACGGCGGUGGGCGGCAAGAUGGCCUCCCUGAGUUGCCACUUCGGCCUGCCCGAGAAGGUGCAGCAGGUGCUAUGGCGACGCAGACUGGGGCCGUCGGAGUGGCGUGACGUGGUGACGUUUGCGCGCGAUGGCGAGCCCGAGGUCAAGGAGGAGUACGAGGACCGGGUGACGUUGACGUCGUCGCUGUCGGACUCGGAGCUGACCCUGAGGCCCGUGAGGGUGGAGGAUGAAGGCUGCUACGCCUGCGACUUCCACACCUACCCCGAGGGGACCAAGACCAGCACUGUCUGCCUCACCAUCUACGUCCUGCCAAAGCCCCAGAUCAGCUACAAGACCACGUCUCCCGGGGUGAUCGAGGCCAACUGCACGGCGGUGUCGCGGCCGCCCUCCGAGAUCGUGUGGAACGUGGAGGGCAACAACCGCACCGUGGGAGGCCCCACGACGGUCCACGUGCCCCUGGGCGACGGCACGACCCAGGUCAUCAGCACCCUGGUGGUGCAGUCGGGACUGCUGAAGGACGUGUCGGUCAAAUGCCUGGUGCAUCACAAAGGACUGGAGUCGGCCAUUGCGGUGUCCAUGAACACUAAAAUUGGGACUGCUCUCACCAUCCUGAUCUCCGUGACAACAGUAGCCUUCCUGUUGGUCCUGUCACUCUGCUUCUGCCUCUGGAAGUGCUUCUUACGCAAAGAUGUUGACUGACCUGCUUGGCCUGUUGACCUCAAGGACAGUGACCAGAGUAUUGGGACCUUCAGAUCUUGCAGAUCCCACCUGACCAACACUGCCAGAACUGUUACACUGCAUUUAGUCAUUUCAAAUUACAUUUAGUCUCUCUGUGUGUAUGUCAUGGAUUGAAGACCAAACAGUUACAUUACAAAGAUGGACAACGUGGAAGAAAAAGAAUAGUGAGGAAAACUAAAUGGCGGAGGGCAGAUAAGCCAAGGGAUCCACCCUUCUUUGCCAAGAAGAGGGGGGAAAACAGAGCCAUCCAUCUGGGAGAUGGUCUGUCCGAGAGAGGAACUGCUCCACUCAAACAUAAAUGGAAAACACUGACUGACCUCUUAACAUGGAAAGCUAACAUAAUAUUAUUACAAACAACCCAUCCAUCGUUUGUCUGUAAUUAUCAGUAUUUAUUUUUGGCCACUUGAGUGUUUUGAUAUGGUCCCUGGGAGAUCUGAUAUAAUACUGGUGGAUCUGUGGUUGGUAUUUUAGACAACGAUAAGUUGUUGUCAUUCUUUUCCUGAGCUAAAAAUGACACAGGACACUUUCAAGUGGCCCUUAAUAAGGGGGUUUAUGUGAAAAGGGGACAAAUAUUCCACACACCAUCCAUUACACAUGCAUUUUAUUGCUCAGAACAUUUUGGUCGCUCAGACUUUGAAUGCACCUGAAGAAGAUUUGUACUACCGGAACAUUGCAAGCAAUAAAUGGCGUGUGCAAUGGUAUAUGCCUACUUCUUUUAACCAUAACUUUGGUUACAUUGAAUGAACCCUCUUGAAUGGAGGUGUGCAGGAGCAUUCUACAUAUGGGAUUUAUGUGAGUAAAUAUACGCUUCUGUAACCAUUGUUACAAUACCUACCAAAGGAGUAUAACAAUGCUUCCUUCUUUAUAUUAAUAUAUCAUGCUUCCUCAUCUUAAUAUCUGCUAGUUGAAAGCCCUUAAGCUACAAAGACAUUUUUACAAGAUAUAAGUUGUAAUUGUAAUUGUUGUAAUUGUUAAUGCAAGCCUCUUUAGUUGUAUGUGAAGAGCAUAUAUUAUGUGACAGAAGUGCAUCGAUUGCAUAGCCUUUACAUACUUGUAUAUCCACUCCACACUCCUUUUCAGUGUAUGAAAGAAUAUAAUCUUUCUGGGAUGAUUGCAUCUUUGAGUGGUGUGUGUGUGUGUG